Eurypyga helias (sunbittern) is the source of this 214-nucleotide messenger RNA. RefSeq names its product neuferricin-like. Lineage: Eukaryota; Metazoa; Chordata; Aves; Eurypygiformes; Eurypygidae. The transcript has a single exon. The record is from RefSeq and is a predicted model, not a curated record. The annotation marks the transcript as partial.
UGGGGGAGUGAACAGAGACUGGACGGGAGUCCCCCGGAAGCUGUACCAACCCGGUUCGAGGGGGAGUCACUGCGUGUGCGUGAGGGCUACAGGCCCUCCAUGGGGCCAGCCUGCCUCCGCCGAGCACAGCGACAGAGGUGAUCUGGACAACCCUCACCUGGAGGAAUACGAGGGCUGCCAUCCACUCUCUGAGCAGUGUGUCCUGAAGGUGUGA